Symbiodinium pilosum is the source of this 338-nucleotide messenger RNA. The record is from the annotation of a GenBank genome assembly. Lineage: Eukaryota; Dinophyceae; Suessiales; Symbiodiniaceae.
GCUUCCAUGGGACAUGGCAUGAUUUUCUGACAGUACCUGAAAACGAGCAUGGUGGCUUCGUGGAGCUGAAGGACAAGAAGAAGAAGAAGCUUAUUGCAGGCCGCUAUGGCGUUGCGAUCGAGGAGGCGUGCAAAGCCGAGAAGCGGGGGCAGAAUGGUGCGGCGGGAGAAGUGAUUGACCUGCUUGCUGAGAAGUGCAAAUCACACCCCGUCGGCAUCGAGCACAUCGUGAAGGCUGCAGAGAAGACAGAGUCCAAGACGCACAAGGCCUUGGACAAGGGCAAGGAGCACAAGCUUCCGGUCUGGGAGGAGUCCGACUCCUCGUCGAGCUCCGACUGA